Molecule: messenger RNA, 834 nt
Organism: Aspergillus novofumigatus IBT 16806
Lineage: Eukaryota; Fungi; Ascomycota; Eurotiomycetes; Eurotiales; Aspergillaceae
Product: putative heme/steroid binding domain protein
Exons: 3
Coding region: 1-690 (229 amino acids)
Cellular component (GO): endomembrane system; membrane
Source: RefSeq, a predicted model, not a curated record
AUGAAUGUGAAACCGUCGCCUAGAGCAUCGCCGCGACGAACCAGCAAUGAUGGCGGAAUCAGCGUCGCCGACAUCAUCCGCGUGCUGCUCACGCUGGUCGUAGCAUCCUGCGGGCUGUCCUACUACAUGACCGGCGAGUCUGUUCUCUGGGGUUACAGGCCGUGGUUCACAAGAUGGCCAGUCUUGGUCCAGUACAUUAAAGGACCCGUCUACCUAACACCGGACCAACUCGCCCUCUACAACGGCACCGACCCCUCCCUCCCCAUCUACGUCGCCGUCAACGGCACCAUCUUCGACGUCUCCGCCAACCCGCUCGUCUACGGCCCCGGCGGCGGCUACAACUUCUUCGCAGGCCGGGAUGCAACCCGUGCGUUUGUGACGGGCUGCUUCCAGGAGGACCUCACGCACGAUCUUACGGGGGUGGAGGAGAUGUUCAUCCCCCUUGAAAACGAGGAGGAAGACAGGAAGCUGAGCAGUGGGGAGAGGAAGAUCCGGCGGGAGCAGGACAGGAGGGUGGCGCUGGGCAAGGUGCGCAAGCAGGUGGCUCACUGGGAGAACUUCUUCCGUAACCACAAGAAGUACUUUGAGGUGGGGAAGGUGGUGGGAUUGGAGGAUUUGCCCAGGGAGAAGAGGGAGCUUUGUAAGGCUGCGAAGCAGCAGCGGCCGAAAAAGAGGGAUGUGGUGGGUUGAUAUUAUGGCAAAGCUGGCGUGUAUGAUGGUUACGAUCAGGCUAUAAUAUCUACGAAUCGGUAAAGCAAAGUUGGAACAGAUUUUGUGAGAUCCGAUUCAGUCAAAUUUACUUGACAUAUGCAGCAGCGCGUGCUUUCACACCAG